GAGUUCUAAUUGUUUUGAACGAUGGCGUUUCUUUCUCCAUUUUUUCGAUCGCCAUGGACGGAUAUAACGGGCGCUAUGUUUUCCCACCAAAUGCUGGGUCGGUGUGCUAAACAGGAGAUGGAAAUGAUGGAUUGUUUGGAAGCAUACGGCUUAGACAAAGGAUUAAAGAAAUGUCAAGAUUUAAUUGAUGAUUUUAAAGAGUGCCAGUCAUGUCAGAAGCAGUUUUGCAGAUUUAUGGCCAUGCGCAAAGAAAGGGAUCGUCAAAUAGCCGAAGGAAAACUGACUGGAGAUGACAAAUAUUGUAGUCCAAAAGUGGACAGCUAUUGA
Molecule: messenger RNA, 327 nt
Organism: Papilio machaon (common yellow swallowtail)
Lineage: Eukaryota; Metazoa; Arthropoda; Insecta; Lepidoptera; Papilionidae
Product: NADH dehydrogenase [ubiquinone] iron-sulfur protein 5-like
Exons: 2
Coding region: 22-327 (101 amino acids)
Source: RefSeq, a predicted model, not a curated record